Messenger RNA from Striga asiatica, 3295 nucleotides. NCBI's taxonomy places the organism in Eukaryota, Viridiplantae, Streptophyta, Magnoliopsida, Lamiales, Orobanchaceae. The record is from the annotation of a GenBank genome assembly.
UUUGGAUCGACUUGAUAUAUACUGGGAAACAGCUCCUGUUAAAGUUCCCACUUAUACAAGCUGUCACCCAAACUCAACUCCGAUUCACACCAUAGCCAGGGAAAAAAGAUGGACUUCUCGCCGAGGUCCCGGAGACCGCGGAAGCCCCCGCCGCCCAAGAGCUCCGAUUUGUAUUCCACUUUCGUGAUCCACGAUAAGGACGACGCGGCGCCGCGGGAGCCCGAAUCCGGCGCGGGCUCAUCGGACAUAUACGCCACGAUGGUGUACAAGGACGACGCUCUCGAGGACGAGGAAGAGGAUUCGCUCCCCCCUCUAUUGAAGCGCCUCCCCAAGGACUUCGGCGGCGGCGGGGACGAUCUCGGCUACUCCGACGAUGACGGCGGCUCCGCUGCGUCCAUCUCCGGCACGAUGAUUGUGAAGACCGAUCGGAGGAGAUCGAGUUUCUCUGGGAAGGAUUCCAGCCGCUCCUCCCCGUAUGUGAAGCCGAGGAGUGUGCCUGCCACGCCGUAUGGGGACAAGAGAAGCCCUACUGGCAAAAUUGGGAACAAUGACGGCAACGAGGAGGGCUCUGGGGAUUUCGGGACGUUUGUCGUGAGGGAGAGAGAGGAUGAGGAUGAAGAGGACGAGGAGGAUGAGGAUGAAGGGUUGGGGACUAUGGUGAAGAGAGGUGGUGGCGGUGGAGGGGGUACGAUGAGGAGGGCGGUGGAAAGUAUGCAGAAAGUGGGAGAGGUUAGAGGACUUGGGAACAUGAGGCAGAGGAAAAGCAGCAGUGGUGGCGGUGAGGCUGGCGGUGGAAUUAAGCAAUUGAGGCAGCAGGGGAGUGGGAAGGUAUCGUCGAGCUCGAUACCCGAUUGUAUGACCAGAGAGGAUCCUUCUACAAAAUAUGAGUUACUUCAUGAGCUUGGGAAGGGUUCAUAUGGGGCAGUCUAUAAGGCUCGAGAUGUAAGGACUUCAGAAUUAGUUGCCAUCAAAGUAAUAUCAUUGUCUGAAGGGGAGGAGGGUUAUGAAGAAAUUCGUGGUGAAAUUGAGAUGUUGCAGCAGUGUAGUCAUCCUAAUGUAGUUCGCUAUCUUGGAAGCUACCAAGGAGAAGAGUUUCUUUGGAUAGUAAUGGAGUACUGUGGGGGUGGAAGUGUUGCUGACUUGAUGAACGUUACCGAUGAGCCUCUUGAGGAGCAUCAAAUAGCAUAUAUAUGCAGAGAAGCUUUGAAGGGUUUGUCGUAUUUGCAUUCAAUUUUCAAGGUACACCGAGAUAUUAAAGGUGGUAAUAUUUUGUUGACUGAGCAAGGAGAGGUCAAACUGGGUGAUUUUGGAGUUGCUGCGCAGUUGACAAGAACUAUGUCCAAGCGUAACACGUAUCUACAUGAGACGACUAUUAUAGAUAAUAUUCGUUCUGGGACAAAUUUCAUUGGUACACCACAUUGGAUGGCUCCUGAAGUUAUUCAAGAGAGUCGUUAUGAUGGAAAGGUAGAUGUGUGGGCUCUUGGAGUGUCUGCAAUUGAAAUGGCGGAGGGACUUCCUCCAAGAGCAACUGUUCAUCCUAUGAGGGUAUUAUUUAUGAUCUCCAUUGAACCCGCUCCAAUGCUUCAGGAAAGAGAGAAAUGGACAUAUUUAUCUUCGAGGAACCAGAGUUACUGUGGUAGCAAGGAUUUCAUGCAUCCUACAAUCACGAAAACUUGGAUUGGAGUUUCAAAGCAAUAUAAUCUCAUCAUGCUUGAAUUGAGUGAAGUCCUAGUGAAAAGGUCACUCUUGUUUCACGACUUUGUUGCAAAUUGCCUGGCGAAGGACCCACGAGUUCGACCUACAGCUGCUGAAAUGUUGAGGCACAAAUUCAUCGAAAAAUGCAGAGGUGAAGCAUCAAUUUUGGUGCCGAAACUUGAAAAGGCAAAGGAGAUCCGAGCGGCAAUGGCUUUGCAGGCACGGAAUGUUUCUUCAGAUGCAACACUGCCCAGAGAAGAGCCAGUGGGUGGUUCAACAUUAAAUGAAGCCAUUGCCAGCACUGUUCCAUCUAGACCUAAGAAUGCUCAGCAUAGUACCUUGGAUACUACUGUUAAAAUGGCUCCGUCAGAAAUAGUACAAACUGCAACAGAAGUAACUUUUCGACCAGAUGAUUUUGGAACAGUGCUUGUACAUGAUAGAGUUGACAGUAAGACAGCUACUCUACCAGCUUCUACAAGAGCAGAACAAUCCUCUGCUGCCACUGGGCAUGUUAGAAGACCUUCUGUUGGUUUGCCUGGGGAUAAGGCAACAGAAUUUCGGACGGGCGAUCUUGCCAAUGUGGAGCACCCACCUGCUUCUCAACCCGCUGAGCAAAAAACCACCAAGUCAAAUAGCAUUCCUCAGGUCGCUAGUGAAACUGUCAGUAGAAAAGCAUUGGACAAGCUUUGGUCCAUAUACACUGCUGGUAAUACGGUGCCGAUUCCAUUUCUAAGGGCAACCGAUAUUUCCCCUAUUGCCCUUCUGUCUGACAAUGUGCUUGGAGGUUGGCACAAAGAUGAUGGAGGAAAUAUAGCUGUAGAGGCAAUGCAAGAGCUUUUUUCUGGUGAUUCUCAGCCCAAGAAGGGCAGAAGCCGGCAAAACGAGGCGCCCCUUCCUCCAAGUGUAUAUCAAAGGGUCAUAUGUAGUCCAACUCUAAUGAAUCUUGCUCAGGCUUUAGCGUACCACAAAAUGUGUUAUGAGGAGAUGCCACUUCAGGAAAUGCAGGCAGAGCAAGAACAACAAACCAUUCAGAACCUUUCAGACACGCUCCGAACUAUUCUGCGAUUUUAGUUAUAUUUUACAGCAUUUCGGGUUGUUUCAUGUUUCUCGUGUUGUUUUUUUGUAAUUAAUUAUGUGGCAUAGCCAGGUAUGUAUGCCAAUUGAUUAUUUUACAUAGGUUAUGAAGUUAUGUUGGCAGAAGCAAAGUUUGCUUUUGUAUUGGUAUGUAAAUUUGACGGUGUAAACUUUUAGAGCAUCUUCAAGGCUAUAGCUUUGAAAGAUAAUGAUUUUUAACACAUGUCAAUCAAUGAUUGUAAUGUUAAUCCAUGUAGGAAUAAUGUUAAAAGAGUAGAAAUUUGAAUCAAACUAGUAUCUCUAAUGCAUCAAUUUGAUAAGAAGUUAUUUGUAUAGGUGGAUCAAUUAAAAUAAUCAUUAAUACAAGAACAAUAAAAAAUUAAAUCAAAUAUAAAGUGAAUUGAUUAGUUAUCAUGUUUAACAUGGUGUUAGGUAUUAGAAAGUGUGUUCAACAUUGUCAACAUUAAAUGUUAUCCACCUCAUCAUGAAAGAGCUCAUGACAAGAUGCAUUGGAGAACAAAUUAGU